UCGCAGAUCAAUCGUCACUCCCUAAAGUCUGUACCUCCAGGAUCAGGAUCAAAUUGGCAUCAGUCAACUCCCGACUGCCGGAGGAAGCGCACGCGGUGAAAAAAAAUUAGCGCGAACUAAUGCAGUGAACAUUUUGUGUUAUUAACGUGAUAUAUGCAAUACGAGUGCAUUUAGAAGAUUUACUACUGUUUUAACCGGUGUCAAAGAUGCCGCUCCAGAUAAGAAGAGAGGGCGUGGUCUCCUUCCUCCGGGAGAACCUUCUUACAUUACUGACAAUCAUUGGAGUUGUGGCUGGAACUCUUCUUGGUUGGGGGUUGAGAGCUACUGGGUAUGAAUGGACACGACGAGAGGUUAUGUACUUCCAAUACCCUGGAGAGCUGUUUCUCAGGAUGUUGAAAUGCCUGAUCGUACCUUUGCUGGUUUCAUCGAUUGUGUCAGCUAUAGGGUCGUUGGAUCUUAGCCUAUCGGGCAAAGUUGGUCUGCGGGCGAUUAUCUACUACAUGACAACGACAUUCUGUGCAGUGGUGCUAGGAAUAGCGCUCGUUACCACCAUCAAACCUGGUCAAGACCCUGAUUCUUUACCUGCUACCACAAAAGUUAUUUCUAAGGAUACAUUGACGUCUGACAGUAUUCUUGAUUUAAUACGAAACGUUUUCCCCGAAAACAUAGUUGAAGCCACCAUAGCCUCAUACCGUACGAAGCUCACCUACGAUGUGAAUGACACGAGAGCAAUUAAAGGUCAACUGGAAACAUACAAAAUAGAGAAUUACUACCAGAAAGGCAGUAAUGUCUUAGGUCUGGUGGCGUUCAGUAUAGUGCUGGGCAUCACUCUUGGUAAAAUGGGCGAGCAGAGUCGACCGUUGCAAAAUUUCUUCCAUACACUCUCGGAGGCCAUGAUGAUAAUUACCGGAUGGGUUAUUUGGCUCUCACCUCUCGGAGUGUUCUUCCUUGUCACAGCGAAGAUCAUGGAAAUCGAGUCAUUCUCUGAUCUCGUGGGGAGACUUGGCCUCUACUUUAUGACGGUGUUACUCGGUCUCUUCCUUCACGGUUUUGGGACCUUGAGUAUUCUCUUCGUGUUAGCCACAAAAAAGCUGCCUUGCAGAUAUAUUGCGAAGAUGGGACAGGUUAUGGCCACUGCGUUUGGAACUGCAUCAAGUUCAGCAACAAUGCCAAUAACGAUAGGCUGCUGUGAUGAUAUGGGUCUGGACCCUCGCAUCACGCGCUUCGUGAUACCUAUCGGAGCCACUAUUAACAUGGAUGGCACGGCGCUGUAUGAGGCCGUCGCUGCAAUAUUUAUCGCACAACUUAGGAAAAUCGAUAUGUCAUUCGGCAAGAUUGUAGCCGUCAGUAUAACGGCAACAGCAGCUAGUAUAGGCGCAGCUGGAAUCCCGCAGGCAGGCCUCGUUACCAUGGUGAUGGUGUUGGAUACUGUUGGCCUACCAGCUGAAGACAUCUCACUUAUUUUUGCAGUUGAUUGGCUAUUAGAUCGAUUCCGAACUACAAUCAACGUGGUAUGCGACGCUUUGGGCGCUAUUAUUGUAACGUCACUAUCUCAAGCAGACAUAGAAAAAUGCCGUGCACAAAGCGAAAGGGAAGGACCCGGGCACGAGCUCAGCGAUCUUGAAAAGGGCGAACAUUAAUAAGCUUUCUGUAACGUCCAUAGUGAUUUUUCACAACAUAAUGGCCAAAGGAAAAUAAAUAUAUGUUAAAAAACGGGUUAGCCAGAUAUACCCAGAACUUGGUUAAAACUAAUUUAAGUAUCAUCAAAAGAGCAGAAUAUUGGCGAUUUAAUAAACACUGUUAUGCAAGGAAAAAUAUUAGGUCCCUUAAGUAGUCACUUAUUAUUCAAUGUAGCUAAAAAUAGUUAAAAUAUUAUUUUAUGACUUCAAAUUGAGAAUACCAAAAUAUUAAUAUUAUAGUGUGUUACAGUGUUUAAAACUAAAUGAGAAUUUGUUUAGUUCCCGCCAAUAUUACAUACAUAGAUAUUUUUACUUGGCCCGAUGUUACGCCUCGAUGUUGAUCACAAUAGGUAGUCCGGAUAUAUUCACAGAAAUAUUAUUUUAAUGGAAUCGUUUAUUUUUUACUAAUGCUGUUUUCGAUACCAGUUUUAUUAAUUAUUUUCAAGUAAGAACAUAUCAUAAAAACUAUUGUUUAAUUAUCGGCUCUUAAUUUUGUUAAUUGAUUUAAGGUCAAGUAUUAUUAGAAUUUAGAUGUAGUACAAUUGAUUGUAUGAGAUUUUCAACUCUAAAUAUGCUAAAGUCUAUUUUCAUAUGACAAAUUAUUUUUCCAUAUUCCGACUUGUGAAUAAUUCUACUAGUAUAUUCACUUAUCUUUGUGUGAAUGUAUUUAUUUGUGCGCCUGGUAAGUACAUUUUAUUUACUAAGUAUUGUGUAUACAGUACCAAAUACUAGCUGUAAAUUAGACUAGUAAUUCAAAUUUGCAGUUGCAUUCCAUUUUAUAUUAGCCCGGAUAUUAUUUCCCGGAACGUAAAAAGAUAUAUGUAUAAUCAUAAUUAUUAGGUUUAAUCUAGAAUAGGAAAAUACCGCACAGUGAAAACAUAUAGUAUAGCUUAGAUUUAACUAAUCGGUUUCAUUAUAAUUUCCGAGAAUUAAUGAGGAAUAAAUUGUAUAUUCUUGUGGUAAUGCUAAUGCGGUUACGUAAGACACAACCCGCAACAAUUUACUUUUUCCAAACCAGCCAGUAUUUUUAUCGCCAACGAAACGCACCAAGAAGGUUACAUAUGUACUACCUAUCCAAAUUGCAAUUAUGGCUCUUAUGUUCGUCAUUUGUCAAAUUACCGCAGAAAAUAUGAUUUUUUUAUAUACAUAACAUGAUAAUGUAUAAACGUGUUAUGUUUUCUACGUGCGAUGUUUAAUUUUGUGUCGAAAUCAAUAUUUUAUGUAUUUUAAAUACAAUAAUGUUUUAAUAUAAAUCUAGUCCAUUUCGGAGAUUCAUUUUGUUCACCAUUACGGUAAGUUGUGCUUAGCACAAUUAUGUUGAUUAAAUUAUCAAUGUUGAGUAAUGAAUGCAGAUAUAUCGGUGCAAUAUAUGGUGUUUUAUUGUUAAUGUUUAUUAAUAAAUAGUUAUAUGAAU
Pieris brassicae (large cabbage white) is the source of this 3093-nucleotide messenger RNA. It is a transcript of the gene Eaat1, whose product is annotated as excitatory amino acid transporter 3. The record is from RefSeq and is a predicted model, not a curated record. Gene Ontology annotation, cellular component: plasma membrane. The coding region runs from base 207 to 1640 and encodes 477 amino acids. Gene Ontology annotation, molecular function: glutamate:sodium symporter activity; neutral L-amino acid transmembrane transporter activity; L-glutamate transmembrane transporter activity. The transcript has 9 exons. NCBI's taxonomy places the organism in Eukaryota, Metazoa, Arthropoda, Insecta, Lepidoptera, Pieridae. Gene Ontology annotation, biological process: L-glutamate transmembrane transport.